Molecule: messenger RNA, 916 nt
Organism: Vicugna pacos (alpaca)
Lineage: Eukaryota; Metazoa; Chordata; Mammalia; Artiodactyla; Camelidae
Source: RefSeq, a predicted model, not a curated record
AUGCGCAGGAGACCCCUCUGUGUCUCCCACAUCGGUCUAGGUCUGCCACGGCUCUCGGCUACUGUUUUCUUCGCAACAAGCCCGAAAGCGCCCGUCGGGAACGGCGGCCGCCCCCGCAGGGCGGGGGAUGGGACUGUCUCCCCGCCCCGCCCUCACCCAGCCCGCCGCCCCCUGCCCCCAGCCCCAGCCUUGGAUUCGGCGGCCGCCGGGGACCUGACCGACGCGCUGUGCGAGUUUGAUGCGGUGCUGGCCGACUUCGCGUCGCCCUUCCACGAGCGCCACUUCCACUACGAGGAGCAUCUGGAGCGCAUGAAGCGGCGCAGCAGCGCCAGCGUUAGCGACAGCAGCGGCUUCAGCGACUCCGAGAGUGCUGAUUCGCUUUAUAGGAACAGCUUCAGCUUCAGUGAUGAAAAACUGAACUCUCCAACAGACAGCACUCCCUCUCCGCUCUCUCCCACCGUCCCUCCCCGGAAAGCCAAACUGGGAGACACGAAGGAGCUUGAAGACUUUAUUGCUGAUCUUGACAGAACAUUAGCAAGUAUGUGAAAUGAGACGUUCUGGGUCCUUUCAUCAUAAGGGAGAAGCUGCAGAGAUCUCUGAGGACCUGAUACAAUCAGCUACAGAAUUUGCUGCUGGAGGGGACAGAGAUGCCGCUCACCUACCCCCAGGCCAUUCUCAGGCUUAAACACCUUUGGGCUCAUCUCUGGGCAAGUUAGAAACUGCCUUUGUUUACCUGCUUGCAGCGUAUUAGAACAGACGAUUCCUGCUAAUAUUGUAUUUUCUCUUAAAACAUAGCUUUUCUGUAAUUUAAAAUGCUUUUAUGAAAAUAUUUGUAAUUAAUUAUAUAUAGUUGGAAACAGUAAUAUGCUUUUCCCAUUAUAAUAUAUUUUUGUAUGCAAAUAAAGUUUGAACUGGA